Molecule: messenger RNA, 1990 nt
Organism: Leptomonas pyrrhocoris
Lineage: Eukaryota; Euglenozoa; Kinetoplastea; Trypanosomatida; Trypanosomatidae
Exons: 1
Coding region: 179-1990 (603 amino acids)
Molecular function (GO): metal ion binding
Source: RefSeq, a predicted model, not a curated record
AGCAGUUGCACCAACCACAGCUUUACAUAGCAGCAGCAACACUCUCAGAUUCGCGAAGAAAGCGCGUACUUGGAAAAGCACCCGUUUUCAUCAGCUUUGUCAUAUUUUUGUUGUUCGUUCUGUGUUUUCGUGGACCAAUCGUUGGAAGAAAAAGAAGCCUGUGUCAAUUUUUUAGUCUAUGAAUCCGCAUUACGCAGAAGCGCCGCCGCCGCCUCAGCAGCAGCAGCAGCGGCCCAAGGUUGACCUGGACGACUUGUUCGGCGGCGUGAGCUCCCCUGCACCGUCGGCCAAUGCGAACAACGGCAGCGGGUACGCCGACGCGGCGGGUGCGCCGCCGCCGUCCUACGAUGCAUUGGGCGGCAACGGCUACGGCGCGCACCCGGCCGCUUCAAACGAAGUCUACGCUGCACAACCCCCACCUCCACCCCCACUACCACAGCAGCAGCAGCAGCAGCAGCAGCAGGGGUACUACGGUGUGCCCCCUUCCCUGCCAUCGAUGCAGAGCUACGCACCUGGGACGGCACCCGGUCCACAGCCGGUGCACCCCAGCUACAACGCCUCCUCCGCUGCGUACGGGAUGAACCCGGCGCUCCAGCAGCAGCAACACCAGCAACAGCAGCAGCUGGCAUACAACGGCGCUGCAGCAGGGGCAGCGGUGGCCGUUCCGCAGGUCCCGCCGUCCCCGCAGGUGUACCUUCCACAGUUGCAGCCCAGCGUGUCGUCGCACCCCAGCAGCCCCGGCAGCCCUCCCGCGGCCCCUGCGGCCGCACCGGCCGUCGAGGAAGACGAGCGGGCGCAGUUGGAUCGCAUCAUCCGUCUGCGCCGCGAGCUAGAACAGGAGCAAGAGCGGGAGCAGCGCAAGAAGGACGAGUUGCAGACGUGGGGAUGCACGGUGUGCACCUUCCGCAACAAGCUGGGCGUGGUGAAGUGCGAGAUGUGCGGGUCGACGCGGCCGGGCUACGCGGCUCCGACGACGCCGUCGCCCUCCUCCUCGUCCGUGGCGGCGGCCCCUCCUGCGCAGCCGACUGCUGCUGCCACCCAGCCCAGUCGUGCUGGGGUAACGGCGUGGCAGUGCGGGAUGUGCCUGGCGCCGAACGACGCGAGUGCGGAGCGGUGUAAGGUGUGCUACGCCUACCGCAGCAGCGGAACGCCGGUGCCCACCACGGUGUCGAAGGCGGGCAGCGGCAGUGGCGGCGGCAUGGGUGUCGCGUCCAACACGCCCUUCACAACGCGUUGGAAGUGCAGCGUGUGCGGGGAGGUCAACGCGCCGUCGGACGCGCACUGCAAGAUCUGUCACGGCUUUCAGCGCAACGGGACGCCGGUCAUGGAGGAGGGCGGUGGACCGAGCGCGGCCAUCGGCGGCCACAACAACACCAACGGCAGCGGCGGUGACCCCCCGCCGCCGACCUCGUGGGCGUGCUCCGUCUGCACCUUCGAGAACCCGAUCUCGGCGGCGGUGUGCACGGCGUGCGAGAGCGGGCAGCGUCCGCGCCACCUAGCCCCGAAGCGCGACGAGAAGAAGGCGCACGCGAGCUCCAAGCAGCACGGUGGCGAAUCCGAGAAAAAGACGGGCGACGACAAGAAAGCGGCAAAGCAGUGGCCCUGCCCCACCUGCACCUUCCACAACCCGAUGGGGCGCAAAAAGUGCGACAUGUGCGGUGCGAAGCGGCCGGAGAAGUACGCCUCCGCUGCGGACACGGCCGAGGCCCGCGCGGAGGCGAGUCGUGAGGCGCAAGACGACGAGGGCGAGGUGGCGUGGCAGGACGACGACUCGGUCACGGAGUGCAACAACUGCCAUACCACCUUCACCUUCCUCACGCGGCGCCACCACUGCCGGCUGUGCGGGUACGUGUUCUGCGCGCACUGCUCGAGCUACAUGCUGAACUUGACGGAGGGCGGCUUCCCGCAGCGCGUGUGCCUGAACUGCUACAAGGCACGGAAGGAAGAGGAGAAGAAAGUGGUGAAGGGACGCAAGUGGCUGGCAAACUAG